AGACCAGGCUGCUUAAUUUGCCCGGUCUGCACUGCCGGGGCCCAACAUGGGGGACAGGGAAACGGGACGCACGUGUGCACUUCAUGCAGCUGUUGCAUAUUUAUAUGUAAUGUCAAUAAAAUCCGAUAGGAUGUAGAAGCCGAAUCUUCACUGCCCAGAAUCUGCCUAUUUCCGACCCCCGACCCCUGCAGACAAAUCUCCCCACCCCCCAUUCUCACCGGACAGCUGAAGAUCAGGAAUGAAUGAGCUGCUUCUUCACGUAGCAGAGAAAUCACUUGCAACUUUUUGCACCUCUUUGGAAAUACUGAAGAUUAGACACGUCUAAGGUGCCGAAACUGCGUGUGGUCUGGGAGCCAGUGAACGUACUUAGGUGCUUAUAGGGUGGAAUUCACAACAAAACCUCCCCCGCCUUAUGGUAAAACAACUCCAAAGGAAUUCACCGCUCAAAAUAGCAAAGUUAGGUUUAAUCACUGGCUUAUAUUGUGAAAUUUGUUGUUUUACAGCAGCAGUACAACUAUAAAUUACAGUGUAAGUAUAUAAAACAGAAAUGAGUAGUGCAGAGGAGACGAGAAGUAGAGCUACUGUUCCUGGGUUCAUCAUCCAUUCAGAAAUCUGAUGGCAGAGGAGAGGAAGCUGUUCCUGAAACAUUGAGUGUGCAUCUUCAAGUUACUGUACCUUCUCCUUGACAAUAGCAAAGAGAAGAAGGCACCUCCUGGAUAAUGAUGGAUACCCCUUUUUGAGGCAUCAUCUUUUGAAGGUGGCUGGUCUGCUGGGGAGGCAGGUGCCCAUGACGGAGCUGUCUGAGUUUAGAACUUUCUGCAGCUUUUUCUAAUCUUGUGCAGAGGCCUCUCCAUCCCAGAUGGUGAUGUAAGCGGAAUGUUCCCCUCAGUACAUCAUGAGAGUAAAAGUUCAUCAAAAAAAAACUUACAACAGAAAGUGGUGGAAACGCCCAGUAUCAGUGAAGGAUGCACCAGACGAUCAGCAAAGCCAGCAAGAGGCUAAACAACGGGAGACAGAAAUGAGGAACAGUAUUCUUGCUCAGGUUUUAGAUCAGUCUGCUCGUGCCAGAUUGAGUAAUUUGGCUCUUGUAAAACCUGAGAAAGCCAAGUCGGUGGAGAAUUACUUGAUACAGAUGGCAAAAUUUGGGCAGCUUGGUGGGAAAAUUUCAGAAUCAGGUUUAAUUGAAAUCCUUGAGAAAGCUAACCAACAGAUGGGAAAGCAAACAAUGGUCAAGAAUGGACACUAUGCUGAAAUUUGAUGGUGUUGCAACAAGAUCUGCAUACUUCAGGCGUGUUCAGUAAUUCCAAAGAACAUAAUAGAAUCAAUGAAAGACUGCACCCCACAGGGCGGACAAACAACUAAUGUGCAAAAGACAACAAACUUUACAAAUAAAAAAGAUAAAAACAACAACAAUAAUUAAUUAAUUAAUAAGCAAUAAAUAUGGCGAACAUGAGAUAAAGAAUCCUUGAAAGUGAGUCCAUAGAUUGUGGGAACAGUUCAGUGAAGGGGCAAGUGCAGCUAUCAACUCUGGUUCAAGAGUCUGAUGGUUGAAGGGUAAUAACUGUCCCUGAACUUGGUGGUGAGGGUCCUGAGGCUCCUGUACCUUUUUCCUGAUGACAACAAGAAAAUAGUAUGGCCUGAGCGGUGGGGUCCUCGAUGACGGAUGCUUCUUUCCUGUGACAGCGCUCCAUGUAGAUAUGCUCAAUGGUUUGGAGGCUCUUUACCCACGAUGGACUGGGCCACAACCACUACUUCUUGUAGGACUUUCUGUUGAAGAGCAUUGGUGUUUCCAUCUGAGGCAGUGAUGCAACCAGUCAAAAUAACUCUCCACCCCAUAUCUAUAGAAGUUAAAGUUUCAGGUGUCAUGCCAAACCUUCAAAAGCUUCUGAGGAAGUAGAAGCACUGUCGCGCUUUCUUUGUAACCACUUACGUGCUGGGCCCAGGGCAGAUCCUCUGAGAUGUUAAAACUGAAAAAUUUCGAGUCGUUGAUCCUCAACACCUCCAAUUGCCCGAUGAGGACUGGCUCAGGGACCUCUGGUUUCCUCCUCCUAAAGUCAAUAAUCAGCUCCUUGGUCUUGCUGACAUCGAGUGCGGGGUUUGUUGUUGUGGUACCACUCAGCCAGAUUUUCAGUCUCCCUCCUUUAUGCUGUUUCAUCACUACCUUUGAUUCGGCCAACAACAGUGGUGUCGUCAGCAAACUUAAACAUGGCAUUGAGCUUUAAUUAGAAGGCAAGCAGAGCAGGAUGUUAAACACAGCCUUGUGAUGCAUCUGCGCUGAUGGAGACUGUAAAUACCAUGUUGGCCAAUAUUAUAACCCAAGCAACACCAUGCAUAAUAGAUAUCUUAUAACUGAACACACACACACAAACACACACACACGCACGCACACAAGGCAAAGAUCACUUGCCUUUCAUAGGAAAUUAUUUCAUUAAUGAUGUAAAAUGGCUCAUAUGAUUUUUAAGGUGAAUAAGUAUUCUGGUUUCGGCAUUGACUAAAUGGGCCGAAGGGCCUGGUUGUGUGCUGUACUUUUCUUACACUAUGGUUAAGUUCAAGUGAAAUUCUGCCCAACUGAUAUUCUCCUUGCUUUAAUGAUGGCUGAAUUCUUCCAACAACAGCAUUAAAACUUUUCAUAGAGUUGAACUUCAUGAAAUAUCAAUGAACACUGCUGUGGGAUUUCUCUGAUGCAAAUAUAUUGACCAGCAA
Molecule: messenger RNA, 2703 nt
Organism: Mobula hypostoma (lesser devil ray)
Lineage: Eukaryota; Metazoa; Chordata; Chondrichthyes; Myliobatiformes; Myliobatidae
Gene: pdcd5
Product: programmed cell death 5
Exons: 7
Coding region: 896-1258 (120 amino acids)
Cellular component (GO): nucleus; cytosol
Molecular function (GO): DNA binding
Source: RefSeq, a predicted model, not a curated record